ACGCGGUUACGUUCUCGAGUUACGUUGUUGAUAGCAGAAUAUAGAAUUAUUAAAGAGGCUAAGUAGUAUAUGAUAGACAAUAAGUUACAGAAUAACGACAGAUUAUACAAUUUUCCAAAUAUCAUAAUUUUUACAUUGACUUUAAAUAAAAAACAAUGAAAAUUAUUAAUCUAAUGAUUUUAUUGUUUAUACAACGUAUUUAUAACUUAGUGAUAUUCCAAUUAUUUGUGUUUAUAGAGAUUGAUGUUCUCAGUGCAUUUAUUUUCUAAAUUAAUAGAUAAGCUUAUAGGUAUACAACACAUUAUGUUUCUGCAUUUCAUAAAGAUUUAUGGACUGGAUAUAUAAUUGCUUAAAAACCACAUUGAUAUUCAAUUUCAUUAUAAACGAGGCUCAAACAAGAUUCGAAUAUAUAUGUAGUACAUUUUAAAUAAAUUAUAAAGGCAGUAUAUUUUAAUACGUUGUUAAAUCAAUAUUAAGUGUGACUAUAUUAGUUAACAAUUAUUAUUUAUCUGGUUCUCACAUGUUAUUCACUUAAUUACCUUUAUUGAAGUUAUUUACAUUUUUAGUGUGGAACAUGUCUAAUAUUACGCAGAUAUUCAUAUCCAUUAUAAACAGAAAUCAUUGUUUAAAACAAAACGUGUUGUUACAAACGCCUUGUGUAAGGCAUUCAAGUUCUACAAAACAAACGCCAGCUACGUAUUGUUCGGAAUUGGUUAGAAAACAUGAUUAUGAAAACUUUCUGUGUACAUUGCUAUUGUCAAACAAAAGUGAAGCGGCCGCAUUUGCAAUUCGUGCAUUUAAUGUUGAAGUAGCUCAAAUAAGAGAUCAAGUGCGUGAUUAUAAAAUAGGAGAAAUGAGAUUACAAUUUUGGUCAGACGCACUAAAUAAUACAUAUAAAGGAAAUCCUCCAAGAAAUCCUGUUAUGUUGGAGUUACAUAGAAUUUUACAGAAACAUUCUCUUUCUAAACAUUAUUUCAAACGUUUAAUUGAUAUAAGGCUUGAUAAACUUCGGGAUUAUUCAUUUCAUAAUAUGAGUGAAAUAGAAAAAUAUGCGGAAUACAGUAGUUCUUCCAUUUACUAUCUUCUUUUACAAGCACACGGUGUAAAUAAUAUUAAUGCUGAUCAUGCUGCCAGUCAUAUGGGAAAGGCACAUGGCAUUGUUAACUUACUUCGAUCGAUUCCUUAUAAUGCCAGUAAAAGAGUGAAUAUGUUACCACAAGAUAUUUUAAUGAAACACAGUGUCUCUACAGAAGCUGUAUUACAGGGCCAAUCCAGUAAAAAUCUUCAAGAUGUAAUAUAUGAUGUAGCUUCCUAUGGAAAAUUACAUCUAGAUGCUACAAUUUCUCUUAAACAUAGUAUGGGAAAAGAAGCAAACUUAAUCUUUUUACCAAUUAUUUGUUUGCAAAAGUACUUAAAUAAAUUAAGGAAAGCAGACUUUGAUAUAUUUAAUGCAAAACUACAGAAAAGAGAUAAUUUACUUCCUCUAUACUUGUAUUGGAGAAGUUUUAUGUAUUAAAUUCGAUAUACUUUUAAUUAAGAUUAUCUUUCGAUUAAAGUGUUGUAAGAUAUUUGAAAUAAUAAUUAUAUCAUAAUACAGUUGAACUAAAUAUUA
Messenger RNA from Bombus pascuorum, 1612 nucleotides. RefSeq names its product NADH dehydrogenase (ubiquinone) complex I, assembly factor 6 (gene sicily). NCBI's taxonomy places the organism in Eukaryota, Metazoa, Arthropoda, Insecta, Hymenoptera, Apidae. The coding region runs from base 575 to 1516 and encodes 313 amino acids. Gene Ontology annotation, cellular component: mitochondrion. The transcript is spliced from 4 exons. Gene Ontology annotation, biological process: mitochondrial respiratory chain complex I assembly; biosynthetic process. The record is from RefSeq and is a predicted model, not a curated record.